ACUAGGAGCAUUGAACAAAGGUUGCCUGCGUUGGUCGAGGAGUCGGCGGCGCAUUCACGAUUCAAACAUGGGGCUACUAGCGUUGUCGUGCUCGACAGGGGCAACAAUACCACCUGCACGAUUAAUUUACACGGAGCUACCGUGGUAUCCUGGAGAGUAAAUAAUCAAGAACAACUGUUUGUAAGUAAACAAGCUGUAUUUGAUGGAAAGAAAGCUAUUAGAGGAGGCAUUCCUUUCGUUUUUCCACAAUUUGGAGCAUGGACAUUUGGACCGCCUCAUGGUUUCGCGAGAAUCGUUCGUUGGAAUGUGGAAAAAUCUCCUGAACGUUUACCAAGUGGUGAUGUCGAGGCAAUUUUCUCUAUUAUGGACAGUGAAUUCACUCGUUCUAUGUGGAAUUAUCCAUUUAAAUUAACGUAUAGAUUAAUUCUUCGGGAGAAGGAAUUACAUUUCAAUAUUGGCGUAUACAAUCCUAGUAAAGAUCAUACUUUUAGUUUUAAUUUGUUAUUACAUACAUACUUCAAAGUGCCAGAUGUUAGAAGAUGCCAGAUUACUGGUCUUCAUGGAUGCACAUUUAUCGACAAGACAAGAGAUAACCAAAUUUUUCAAGAAGGUCGCGAUGUAGUAACUGUAUGUGAAUGGACAGAUAGAAUUUAUCAAAAUACACAACCAGAGCACAUUAUUACCAAUGUUGUAUCUGGUAGAAAAAUGCGAGUACAAAAAUACAAUUUUCCUGAUACAGUGGUUUGGAAUCCGUGGCAGGAAAAAGCUCGUGAUAUACCAGAUUUUGGAGAUGACGAAUUUCCAAAUAUGAUAUGCGUAGAAAGUGGACACGUUAGCAGUCCAGUGAUCCUACUCCCUGGAACAGCUUUCGAAGCCAGUCAAAUCUUACAGGUAAUGUGAGUAGAGGGUGGACCAACGUCGCAUGUAACAGCCGGAAAUAAUACGAAUUCGUUACUUCCGGUUUCCUCUGCAUCAGGUACUGUUUGGCCAACUAGUACUGGAUGGUUAUAUAUGCCACCACCACCUCCUCCACCACCGCCACCGCCACUUCCACCAUCAUCAACUCCUUCGACACAUUCAUCGCGUUUACAUGGUCAUUGUAUCGCUCAAACUUGCACUAUAUGCUCUCUUAAUCUUUAAAAUAAUAUUCAAGUCAAGUUUAAGAAAGACGCUUAUCUUAUCUUUAAUUGCUUUCGUUUACUAACUCUACAAUAUUUUUAUAUAGAUAUUUUUAACAUUAAAAAUCGUUGUCGAUUAGUAAAAAUUAUCAUUUCAUAAUAUA
Messenger RNA from Apis dorsata (giant honeybee), 1282 nucleotides. RefSeq names its product glucose-6-phosphate 1-epimerase. Lineage: Eukaryota; Metazoa; Arthropoda; Insecta; Hymenoptera; Apidae. Gene Ontology annotation, biological process: carbohydrate metabolic process. The annotation marks the transcript as partial. The transcript is spliced from 7 exons. Gene Ontology annotation, molecular function: carbohydrate binding; isomerase activity. The record is from RefSeq and is a predicted model, not a curated record.